GACAGUCAUUCUUCCCUUCCUGAGAAUUUCUCCAUAUCAAUCUUCUCAUCAUCACAUGCGCACAUGGACUCGCAAAUGCGAAUGACAGGGCUGAGUGAAUUCUGAGUAGUGCAUGACUCGAUUCGAAGUUCUAUAAUAGUUGAAUCAGGAUUCAGGACUUGAUAGUACAUCCCGCCCAAUCAACCUCUUUGGUAAAAAGAGGGGGAGAUAUUCUCGCUGAGUAUCACAUCACCGCAAAAGUUGACACAUUCUUCUCAGCCCCUUUUCCACUGAUCGAAAUUCUGCAUACUAAAUUCUAUCUUUCCCUAGUUCACUUACACACGAGUGCACCACUGGGAUAUCUUAUGUGUUUCGGAUUGAGCAGGAAGUGAAUAAUAUUAGUGUGUAAUUUCCUAGUUCGAGGCAAUGCGGAAUUUUAGAUGACUUCGUGUAGAAUCCAAACUCCAAUUCAUAAAGCUUUAUAAUCCUGCACAGCUGUCUCUUUUCUCACACAACUAACUAUAUUUCAUCCCCACGAACCAGUCUCGGAGAGUCAAAUAAAUAUACCUGUUCGCAUCAUGGUUGAUAAAGCCCAAGAUGAGGCGGAAAAGGCCGCUUUGAACCCAUCUCCAGAAGAAGGCGCCGUUCCCAAGGAGAAAGUUGUUGAGCGAAGAGGUAUGCCAGGGAUUUGGAAGUCAGGAAGAAACUGCGUUUCGUACUUCGCUAGUCUCAGCAUCUUCACGAUCACCACUCUCCUGAUGAUUCCGGGCCUCGCUCUUGCGUGCUAUCAUCAGAGAGCACUUCAACUCCUUACGCUUACUACCAUAUCUACUGCUCCUGGUAAGACUAUUGGAGGUUUGAAUGCAACAAAUGGAAGUGGAGACAAUCUCACCUACAAGAUUUAUCUAUGGUAUUAUUGUAUCUUGGGCGUUGCUGCUGGAACUGGCAAUUUUGUGACCAUAACGGAUGUUUGUCAUCAAUCAAGACAAGCAUUGACCUAUCACAUUCUCCCUUCCCUCAAUUCAACUUUCAUACCCCCUCUUCCUGGAUACGAUGCCUCUGGUCCUAUCAUGACAAUAAAUGGUCUCUUUCAGAACUACGCAUACCCGGCUUUCGCUUCAUAUGUCGCCGCCAUUUUUCUCUUGAUAAUUUUUGCAAGUUUCUUCAACUUGUGGUUCGGUGCUACCGCCACGCCACAUAAGAAGAUACUUAUGCUCGUACUUUCCAUCUUUACAGGUUGUUUCGCUACCCUUGCAGCACUCCAAACCUAUCUCUGCUACCAAACCGUCUACGUGCUCAACCAAAUCAUGAAAUAUUCCAAAUCCACUCUAAAAAUAUCCGUCACACCCGGUUUUCUCUACCUCAUCAUCAUUCAUCUCUUCUGGAUCAUCCUUCUUCUCAACGUCCUCAUCAUUCCCAUCACAACUUGCACCAAGCGUCGCCGCGCUAAGCGACAACUUCAAGCCCUAGAAGCCGAUGCACAAGAGCUCAAAGAAAAAGAGACUCUAGGCGGCGACACGAAUGUACGUAGUAGUCCAGCGAAGUCUGCUGAUUCAGAUUCUAGUGACGAUGAUCACGAUAUGUCUCCUCGUGGUGUGCCUCAGUAUGGUAUGCCUCCUUAUGGUAUGUCCGCAUAUCCUCAUCCCGGUAUGCAAAAUGAAGGAUACUAUGGUCAUGGCUAUGAUAUGCCGAUGCCUAUGCAACCACAGUCUGGAGAGCGCAAGAACAAGGGGAAGCGAGAGCAAGGAAGAGACAGCGAACGACGACAACUCAGAGAAUCUGAUGUUUGAAAAUUGCAUAUCUGCAAUAUCAUGAUUUUUUAUACCAUUUUAGUUGAAUUCCUAGAUUUAGGAUGACUUGGAGGAGUUGGGCGGGCCAAAUAAAUUUCACAACUUUCA
Molecule: messenger RNA, 1877 nt
Organism: Botrytis cinerea B05.10
Lineage: Eukaryota; Fungi; Ascomycota; Leotiomycetes; Helotiales; Sclerotiniaceae
Exons: 3
Coding region: 558-1769 (403 amino acids)
Source: RefSeq, a predicted model, not a curated record